AGGAAGAAAAACAAACACGAGAAAAAACCUUGUGUGUAUCAACAACCUACGUCCAAUAGACAUAGGGCGAUUCAUGCAAAGAAGGAGCCUGAAUUGAUCGCGGAAGUCGUGUCCCACCAUCGAUUUUCAACACGUGGACCCAGCCCAACGGAUCACUUCAGUUCGUCCACCUCGAGCCGGGUCCAACGGGGUGGCCCGCCCCACUCGCCCGUGGAUUACGAGUGGCUUCAGGCCGAAGACGCGCUCGACCCGGAUUGGGAUCCCCUGACUGACUAUCGCCCCCCCACGGGACCUCCAUGUCCAGACACCGUGGGUGUGCAUCGGGUCCGGAGCGAAGACAAGACCCGUCGAGCCCUACCCAAGUUCUUACGAGACAAAAUCUGGGAUCCGGAUUCAUUGGAGUCGGGCAACAUGAUUGAACUGUGCACGAAACGUCGGAUGAUCCUGGCCAUUGCCAUCUUGGGCGGGUUGUCUAUUUUGGUCAUCAUUUUGGAAUCCAGGCACUUGCACACUCCAGAUGAAGCCGAAGCUCACGACAUACACGAUCAUCAUCCCAUUUUAAAAGAACUGUUGUCUCCUGACGACAAAUGUUGGAAAACGGAACCCUUCCAGGUGGUUGAACCUUGUGAUCUCUGCUCAGAAAUUGAAAUUGCCAACAAGAGCCCUGUUGUGUGUGUGGCAAAAGGCAAAAAAGAACUCGUGGAAUGCACAACAGCAAUGAAGCGAACAUACCGAAGCUGUGAUGUGGUUCCUUGGAUUGAAGAACGUCGAUUCUGGACGUUUGAGGGUUUGCUAUCUUUCUUUGGCUUUUGCUCGGCCAUGACUGUGUUCGUAAGGCAAAAGCAGCUUGACCACAGAAUGUACCAAAGGAUCCAAAGACAAAUUGCCGCUGGAGUGUAAUGGAUCCAGAAAUACCAAAUGGAACUCAUUGUUAGUUUCUGCUAACUUUGUGAAGACCUUUUAAUUUAUGACGUUCAAUCAACGACCUUCCUUAUGAUAUGCCAUAGUCUAUGAUCUGAUCCAUCCCAAGCACUUCCUUUGAAUGUGAUUGAUUCAUUGCUUUUGCGACGAGGUCAUUGCGAUCUUGUUUUCCGUGAAGGACAGCUCGGUUUUUGGUUUCCUUUGAUGAAGGCUCUUUUGAAGAUCCCAAAUGUGAAUACAAGAGUAUCUCGUUGGUGGUGCAACUAUUUCUCCUCAAUGGUUGAAGCAACAGUGGAGAUGUUUGAGAUUCAUCUGCUAUCUUGAUCAUGUUUAGCCUUAUAUUUCAGAUAAUAUAAAUUGAAUUCGUUAGAAAUAAAGAAAAGAACUAUGCCGCUC
This is a messenger RNA of Tigriopus californicus, 1317 nucleotides long. RefSeq names its product protein JTB-like (gene JTBR). The record is from RefSeq and is a predicted model, not a curated record. Bases 412 to 900 code for a protein of 162 amino acids. The transcript has 5 exons. NCBI's taxonomy places the organism in Eukaryota, Metazoa, Arthropoda, Copepoda, Harpacticoida, Harpacticidae. Gene Ontology annotation, biological process: mitotic cytokinesis. Gene Ontology annotation, cellular component: membrane; cytoplasm; spindle.